AGACGUCAGAAUGAAACGUUCGCUAUUAUUCUUAAGUUCACUAAGAACUACAGAGAAGUUCACAUAUAGAAGCAGCAUUAUGCCCUGAACUAAACGGAGCAUUUUUGUCUCGAGCGUUGUUCCGUAAACUGCGCACGUUACUAUAGCAACAGAAGCGUGUUCUGGUCGCCAUCCCUCACACGCAGAGCCGAGGAAGAAGCGUUACGAGGAGUUCAUGAGUUUCAGUCGUUUAUGACAGACCAAAAAUGUUGUCCGGUGUGACACAGCUCAACGGGUUCGUUUCUAAACAGAUCUUUACUGAGAGAAGGUCAGCAAAUCAGUAUGAGACUGUAAGAUUUAACCACGAGCUGUCUCGAGUCAUUCGCCUGCUGGAAGAUCCUCUUUCAUCGUCAUUGAAAGAGAGACACAUGUUCAUGCUGAAGAAAGUGGUGAAGACGCGCCAGCGAGGAUUUCUUUUAAGGGAUCUUGCAGACAUAUUUAAGAUCGUAAACAUUUGUGCUGAAAGAGCGACGGAUGAUCUGGAUUAUGCCCGAGUCCUCUGUGAUUUACUGCACAUCUGCGGGCGGCCCUUCCUAAAGGAGAAGACAUCUGAUGAGAUGAACUACGCCUCUGUAGUGAUGGACUGUCUGUCUCAAAUGGGUUAUCUGAUGAAAGUUCCUGUCGCAGAGAUCAGACAUCAGAUCUGUUCUUCUGUGAUGGCUUUAUACACCUGUGAUAAACCCAGACCUGGUUUUGAUGGUGCUUGCCCCACACGUGCUGACUACAGAGGGCUGAUGGUGGAACGCAGUGGUCUGGCUGAAACCCUUGUGAUGUCACUGCCCCUCAUGGAAAACCAGCUGCCGGUCAAACUGUGUCUUCUUCAGACGCUGCAGAUCAUGUCCCGCACAUCAGAAGUGAACUGUAAUUUCAUGCUGAAAGCUCAGGCCGCUCAGAAGAUCUGUUACCAUAUGAGUGAACGCGACCCGUCGGGGCAGGUUCUGUUCCGCUCCUCAGAGGUCUUGUGGAAUCUUCUGGAGAAUGGAUCUAAAGAGGAGGUCACCACUCAGCUCAGUAACACGGACUGCAUAGAAUCUCUGAAACAGGCUUUUCUACAUCAGCUCUUGAAUGGCUUUCGUCAUUAUGAUCAACAGCUGAGGAAUGACCUCCUGGUGCUUACAUCACUGAUCGCAGCCAAUCCGCACGCUCCGUUCACUGAAAGCGGGUUUGUCAAGCAUCUCACACUGCUUGCUACAUUUCCAGAGUUGAAGAGUCACAAUCCUCUGGUGCGGAACCUCCGGCUAUCCUUCAACCACGAGGACUUUGAGAUGAAGAAACUCUUGCUGAACGUGAUUGUGGUUCUGUCUAAAGAUCUGUCUGCUCUGCAGUUGUUUAGACAGGGUCGUGUGAUGCUGGCCCUGAUGCUCUUGAUAAAGCCGAGAUCACGUGACGCUCAUGGCGGCAGAUGCAGUUGGACCUCCGGCCAGCAAGAGGAGCUGCAGCUUCAGGCUUUGGCCACGCUGAGCACGUUAGCUCCUCUGAUGCUGGAUGAUUACAUCACGUGUCAGGCCAACACCUGCCUGCUGCUGCUGCUGGACUGGUGUCUACACGCAGACUCGUUCAGCGGGCAGGGUCACAGUUUCCACGGCACCGGUGGACGUGGCGGGAAGAAGGCGCAGAUGAGAUACUGCAUUCGUGUGCUCAGAUCUGUGGUGUGUGUUGGCAAUGAGCUGCUGAUUCAGGACCUCUGUGAUCAGGGAGCUUUAGGACAGCUUUUGGGGGUGCUGCGCUGGUUCUUCGAGACACGGGAGACAGAAGACGACAUCUCUCUUGAGAUACAGAUGGACAUUCAGGUCAUUCUGUCAGUGCUCUGUGAGGGGGAUCUGCACAGGAAGGAGCUGUUUGGCAGUGAUGGUGUGGACAUUCUGCUUCAGUAUUUAAAUGUGGACGCUCAGCUGAUCUUCAGUGGGUUGGGUCAUAAUAAACUGCUCCUGUCCACCGUGGACUGUGUUUGGUCGUGUGUCAUCGGCUGUUUUAAUACGGAGGACGUGUUUUUGGAGAGGCGAGGUGUUCAUCUGCUCCUGCGUCUGCUGCAGGCGAGCCCCAGACAUAUGUUGAGCACGCUCAUCGGGACUCUUCUGGAGUUGUGUGAAAACCCGCAGGCGCUUUCUCACGUGCUGAGCUGGAGAGGAGAGAAAGACGUCACCGCCCCACAACUCCUCCUGCAGAUCUGGAGGAAAGAGGAAAAUCUGAUGGGCAUCACACGAGACCAGCGGGGAAUUAUCACAGAUGUGGAGCAGCCUGAAGAUGAAACAUCAUCACAUGAUCUCAGCGCUUCAGUCAGAGAUGUGUCAGAAAACCUGUGUGCAAACAUCUACUGCCUGUUCUGCAAACUGGGAUUUCAACAGCUGUCAGGUUUGAGCACAGCAGAUUACAUCACACUCGGCAUCAUCAGCCAAUUCCUGGACUUCAAGGUGACUGACGUGUGGGCAGAGAUCUCAUCUGAGCUGUCUGAUGAAGGGCUGCCGCUCAUCUCGUCUGAUGAUGAGGCCCUAAAGAGCAUCAGACAGAUCGCUAAAGACAGGGCUGAGCACGUGUGCGCCCUGCAGCGAAGCAUUCUGGACCGGCAGCAUCAUGCUGACGUGCAGGAGGAGAGACGGAUGUACGCUGAGAUCAGCUUCACUCAUAAGCAGAGAGAGUUAGCUGCAGAGGCCUGGAGGAAUUAUGUUGCCAGGACAUCGAACUACAGCAUCUUAAAGGAGUUUAAAAAGCUACGAGAAGAGUGGAGCGCCAGACGCCCAGAUGCGACAUCACACGUGGCCCUCGAUGGAACCCUGAAACAAGAGAGCCCUUCAAAUGAUGUCUCGCAUCACUAAACCAUGACCCGUGACAUUCAUUUCAUAUACAAAUACACACUACAGUACCUUCGAACCUCUCUUACUGUAGUUCAUUAAGCAAACAUCAAAACUGCUGUUUAAAAGUCUUUAUGCUGUCAUUCUGAAGAAGCAUCAAACAUCGUCCCGGGGCCAUCACUCAUCUAAGACUGUGUCUCACUGACUAGCUAUUCACCAGGACUAAUCAGGCUUACUUUAGUCUGAAAUAUACUUUUUAUGUAACUAGAAAUAGUCUUGUCAGUUUAUGCAUCCGGCCCCUGCGGUCACCUGAUCCAAACGUGUUAAAAAAGGUUUUAUAAUGAACAAUAAAAAAAGAGUCGGUGUUUAUUGACUGUAAAUCUAACACAGUCACACUUGUGUGUUUGUAUUAUCUUAGAAUGAGCUGUUUCUAUCUACAUACACCGCGCCGCACGUCACCUCACAUGGAAUUCACCGUGUUGUUUCUACAGUAGCCCUGAAUGGACAAACUGGAAAGAAGCGAAAAUGCAACAACAUCUUGGUCCUGUGUCAGCCUCCGCAAGUGGAGAGAGCUGUUGAUUGCAAUUCACAAUCUCACCGCUAGAUGUCGCUAAAAGUCCUUUAAAGAAAGAUGCAUUUUGUUUUUAGCGCAGGGUAACAGAUCACAGAUCAAGA
This is a messenger RNA of Triplophysa rosa, 3503 nucleotides long. Its product is annotated as cilia- and flagella-associated protein 69-like. Gene Ontology annotation, biological process: positive regulation of flagellated sperm motility; olfactory behavior; response to odorant. The coding region runs from base 246 to 2852 and encodes 868 amino acids. The transcript has 22 exons. Gene Ontology annotation, cellular component: non-motile cilium; sperm midpiece. NCBI's taxonomy places the organism in Eukaryota, Metazoa, Chordata, Actinopteri, Cypriniformes, Nemacheilidae. The record is from RefSeq and is a predicted model, not a curated record.